Pieris napi is the source of this 1574-nucleotide messenger RNA. RefSeq lists its product as uncharacterized. The record is from RefSeq and is a predicted model, not a curated record. The annotation marks the transcript as partial. The transcript has 2 exons. Lineage: Eukaryota; Metazoa; Arthropoda; Insecta; Lepidoptera; Pieridae.
UUGAAAUUAUAUCAAACCGGUAACUUUAUUGUUUUGCUCUCAGUGCCAGCCCAGUUUAUAGCCGGUCGGACAGGAGCGGGUCUUCUCAUUCUCAACGGCUUCACCUUUUACAUGAAGAACCAUCAAGCCCAUGGCAAAAAACAAUGGUAUUGCUCUUCCCGAGAUGUCCAUGGAUGUCGAGCUGAUGUAAUUACAUACAGAGAUAUAUAUUACCUACCCUCUCAUCGAAGCGGCAGUAUGGUUCUUAUUUUCAAGGAGAAUAAAUACUGGAUUAAUAAUCGAUAUCAGAAUACAAUAAAUUGGACUUGCAGAGACAGGAAGCGUAUUGGUUGCAACAGUUGUGUUCAGACUACGGUGGAAGGACGCUACAUCAAACAUAAGGGCUUUCAUAAUCAUGAAGAUAAUUAUACUAAAUAUAAUUUCAAUGACUGAUGCCGCGAUUCUUUCUCUAACCUGCCUGUUAUCACAUCAGUUGAAAGUAUUACAAAGGAGUAAGGUUAUUAUUAAUAAAAUGUACGUGAGUAGGCUUAGAGAAAGGAUAAUUGUACUUAUCCAAUAGUUGAUAUUACCCAUAUUUAGCUUAAAAUCAUCAUUCCAAUUCAGUGAGUUUGUAUAAGAGGUUGGAAGUAUUAUUUAAUGUAUCUCUAUUAGUUUAGAAUUAAAACUUAAUUUUGUAUUUUCAAUCAAAUAUAUGCGUAAAUGUAAGUGUCAAAUGUACUUAAGUCUAAGAUUAUGUUUAGUUUGAGGCACAACUUAUUACUAGUCAUCUUAAUUGCGUGAUAUCUUCCACGUGCCAAAUUUUUCUUUUAAACCUUAGGCAUAAUAUUCUUGGUGUAUUCAACUCUCGUCAGUUCAAGCAUAAAGUUUUGCGCCAAUUAAUGAAAAAUUGAGGUGAUUAUGCAAAUUUUAUGCCACUUACCACAAGAUGGCGUAAUAUUAAAUAAAUAUAAAUAUAUCUAAUCAAUAAAUGUAUUAAAUAAAUUGUUAACGUCACACGUAUGAUAUGUAGACAAAGUAUUUUUUAAACAGACAUUAUUUGCGUCAAAAAAUUAACUUUAUUGUUAUCUGAAAUUAAACCUUCUUUCAUAGUAAUAAUUACGUUCACAAAUAGAAUCAAACAAUAGGUAUGCUAUAAUAAUAUAAAGAAAUGUCUUUAUGCUUAAACUUAUAUUGUUGCACGUCUACUUUGUAAGAAUAUACCUAAUCAUUAAAAAAACAUGUUUUUCUACGCAAAUAUGAUGCAUCUUUAUCUUGCAAAUAGCUUCUAUUAAGGCUUUUUUGCUAGCUAUCACGCUGCAGAGCGACUUAAAAGAAAUUAAUUUUAUUUAAGAAAUAAUUUAUUUAUAAGAAACACAAUCCCGUCUUAACAGGUGAACCUAAACGUACAAGAAUACACAACAAAUGAAAAAAAAAUUACACACAAACUAAAUACCAAACAAAAGAAAUUAAUUUGACCCGAACCAUCUCUUUUAUAGGGUAAAGGGUCAUUUUUAAGUUAUGUAGUGCUAUAAUAGAAUGUUAAAACAGGUAAUUUGUUUCAGUCAAAUAUAUUGUCUCAAGCCAUAGGGGGAAAG